UUUAUCUGUUAAUAAUAACCCAAAUUCGAUUGGAAUUUUACACGAUUUAACACGAACGACCUUUAGUUUUGUUAAGCCCAAGACAACUUUACUCGGUCCAGUCGCAUUGCAUUUUUAUAAGUUGAACAAAUUGCACUCAUAGCUGUCCAAAUUGGGUGUUUUAUUGAAAGUCCGGCGACAUAAUCCUCCGCUUCCCUUCAUCUGUUCCCAGCAUCUGUUGGGGGGAAACGAGCCUGAACCUGAGCCUGGGCCUGGACGUCUGUAGUAGCUGCGACCGAUCGCUGGAUCCUACGGCUAAUUGGAUUUGGACGCCGCGUCGCAUCAGCAUCAUCUUUCACAAGCCCGACGAGUCCAACAGCCAGCUUAAUUGGCUUAGGCGGCGGUUGUCGAUGUUGGCCACUGACGUGUGAAAUGGGUGUGGGCUACUACACCGAAGAGAACACGAUUAAGAGCAGCAGCUCAGCACGUUAGUCAGUUUGAGGAAGCUUCUCCGCAACAGGAAGUCCUACGAAAAGCAGCCGGCCAUGGGUGAAGUAGCUGCCACAGUGGAGCCUCUGGCCGCGGUCAAGUCGAAGUCCAUUCGAUCCCGGAAGCGACGACAGCGACGUAGGCGACAGAUAGCCUACCUGGCCAUAUGUGGAUUGAGUGUAGCCAUAUUCGGCUUCGCAUUGGCCACGCUGAUCAGGCCCACAACCGCUCAGGAUAAUGAUGCUCCCGGGAGCUGGCGCAAGGGAUAUGUGGGCCAUGGCACCACGCACGAACAGCUUGGUCAGCCCCAUUGGCCACCAGUCGAGUACACCGUAUACCGGCCGACGACCAACUACUCCAAGGCACCACCUCCACCCACGUCGGCCAUGAAUCCCAUUUUCAAUUUUACACACUUUCUAUAUGACAAGAUUCUUUAUAGGGAGGAACCCAUACCGGAGGGUUACAUUGUGGUAAAGAAUUCGGACACUUUGAGCCUGGGUCCCAAGGUGGAGGAGAACGACUGGCGGGAUCUACUGGCUCAUUAUUGGCUGGCUCUCAUCUGGGUUUUUAUUCUCGUGCUGCUCAUUAUUAUCAUACCGUUCAUUGCCGUUUGCUAUUGCUGCUUCUGUUGCUGCCGACGAUGUCGACAGGGAUGUCCUCCAUGUACCAGUAAACAAGACGCUCAGCGGCGCUUCUGCUGUGGCAUCUGUCUGUUGAUCCUCAUCAUCGGACUGAUCUUUGGCAUCAUUAUCGCCUUUGUGACCAACAAAAUGAUUGACAGCGGCUUUGCCGAGACUUCCGAGACAAUGAAGCGCGGCAGCGAGGACACUUGCACUUAUUUGAAGGAUGUUUCUGAUCACGUUUACCAUUUGAUGAUGAACAACUACGAGGAGAUGGAGACUCAUGUGCUGGAUCAAUUAACCCAUGCCCAUCGUCACAUAUUUUUGGAUCUCUCCGACACUUCGGAGAGUAAUUCCCUGGCAGAAAUGGAACGAGUAUUAGAGAAUAUGCCCGAGGCUCUGGAGCUGAUGAGGCAAGUCGAGAAGAUGGAGAAGGAUCUGCGCUUCUAUGGCUCGCAGUUAAGAGAUGGCGUCCGCGGCAUUAAACGAGAUGUCAACUUUGCAGUGGCCAAUCUUUGCCAACUGCAGAUGUGCCAGAAGUUCCUGAUUAGCAGCAAUAUCGAGCACAUUGAUUCCUCGCAGUGCUUGCAUUUCGACAAUCUCCCGAACACCAAAGAAUUUGUAGAGGGAAUGGAGACUAUAGUUGCAAACAAGUAUUACGCUAUUCCUCAGCGUGGACUCGAGCGUCUGAAGAAGGUUAGCGACAAGGUGAAGACGCAACUGUCCUUUGUGGUGCCUCCCAUGAUGCGGGAUUUAACGAAGGGCAGGACGAUCUUCCGAGAGCAGGCGACAAAUGUGCGCAACAUUGUCGAGGGAGUACUAAGUGAUAUACAUAUAAAAACUCUGCACUCGACCAAGUCAUUUGAGGAUGUCUACGAUCGGUAUGGGCACGAUAGGAACGUAGUCAGCCUGAUUGUGUGCUUGCUCAUUCUUCUGGUCCUUUUUAUACUGAUCUUUGCUCUACUGUGCGGCUGCUUUGGGCGACGACGAACUGGAUAUGGUGAUGAAUGCUGCAGCAAGUCCACCGGUGCCACCUGCCUGCUUCUAGCCAUUCUGCUGAUAUUCUGUGUUUUCUCCAUCAUCGCACUGGUUGGACUUUUCUACUUUAUGCUGGGCAUGGUAACGUACCAGGGUGCCUGUGCACCACUGAGGGAUCAGGAGAACAACACGAUAUUCAGGCAACUGGACGCGUCCAUAGAUCUGAAUCAUUUCUUGCCGGCAUCUGAAUCUACCAAGGAGGUGAUGCAUCCACUAAAAAUGUCAAGUGCGAUAAAGGCUUGCCACGCCAAUCAGACCAUUUUCGAUAUGAUGCGUCAGCAUAAAAUAUAUGAUAUCAACGAUCUGACGCGCAUAAAAGUGAUGACACACGCACAGGAAAAUACAGAUUCGAUCAAGGUUUUCGACGAGGAUCUGUCCCCCGUGGUACUCCUGACGCAGGAAGAACGUGACGAGCUAAACGCUGCGCGCGACAGCAAGCUUGCGAAGUACCAUAGCUCCCUGUACUUGCCUAGUCUGUGCACCCAGUUCACGCCCAUGAAUCUGAACGCCCUGUCCGAGCAGCUGUACAAGUUGUCCAACGAUCUGGAAUACCCUGCAUACGGCUGGGCCAAGGUGUCAUUCUGGAAUGAGGGCCUCAACACCAAAGCCUUCUAUCGCAAUUUUGUACCGAAGCUUACGAGCCUCGUGGAAAAGAUGAAGGCCAAUCUAAAGAAGAUUGACGAGCUCAUUUCGUACGAAAACAAUGACUUUACCAAUACAAUUAAAAUUCUCACUGCCACGGCCAUUAACUCAGAAGAGUUCAUCCAAAAGCGCGGCAAGGACUAUAUCAAUACACUAGGAAGCAAUUUGACGCAGUCCAUUGACCAGAUGAUAGACGACUACAUCGAUAUGAUUAUAAAGGAGGCCAACGAAAGUGUGGGUCACUGUGCACCCCUGUCGUACAUUUAUUAUCGUGGCGUCGACUUGAUUUGUCACCGUAUCGUGGAUCCCAUUAAUGGAUUCUGGGUAGGCAUACUGCUGUGCGCCCUGCUCUUCCUGCCCAUUCUGUUCGUGGCCCACCGCCUGAUGUGCCUCUACAAGAAGAUCUACCCUUAUCUGGCCACCGUAGGAGCCGCUGGAGUGGUCGAGGGCGGAAGCGACUAUCUGUACGAUGCUUAUAGCGAACGUGAUCGUGAACAUGUACCAUUGGCUAACGUUCCCAAGAAACGUCGCAAGGCCUACGAGCGGCGACGGGAGCAGCAGGAUUACUUUGAGGACGCCUCGCCCAGCGUCUCGCGGGGCAACCGCUCUGGCGGCGAUCGUGGUGGCGGCGGAGGCGAUGGAGCUCCUGGCAGCAGCAGCAUGCGUUACAACGACAUGGCGCCAACGCACUGGGACCACGAGCCACCACGAUACCACAAUCCCCCAGCUGCGCCGCCAUCCUCGGAGUACGAGCGUCCGCCGCCCUACUACUAUCCGGGUGCCUCCGAGCAGGAUUAGACGCACGGAGGCGGUUUGUUCGAGAGGUGGCAACAUGGAUGAUUUUAUUUUGAACCCUCACGCCUCACGCCCCACGCCCACGGCUCCUUUUCCUCCAUACAUGUAUACCCCCUACUGAGACUGUACUUUUAGUUAAAGGCCUAAACGAAAAUAACUGAAAUUAUAUAAUUUUAAUUAAGUAGUAUCGUA
Molecule: messenger RNA, 3755 nt
Organism: Drosophila santomea
Lineage: Eukaryota; Metazoa; Arthropoda; Insecta; Diptera; Drosophilidae
Product: prominin-like protein
Exons: 14
Coding region: 525-3566 (1013 amino acids)
Cellular component (GO): membrane
Source: RefSeq, a predicted model, not a curated record